AUGGUGUGGCUUGCUGUGGAUUCUUUUAAGUGUGUCCUGUUUGGGUUUUAUCAGACUUUUGAAUCCACAGGAAAUCCACUUACCCAGGAUAUAUUGAACCUCUAUCUGGAACCAGAUGGAACAAGAAGGCUACUGAACUAUUUGCUUGAUAAUUUGGCAGGUACUGCAAAAAGAAUUUCAACAGAACAGCCACCUCCAAGAUCUUGGAUUAUGUUGCAAGAACCAGACAGAACAAGGCCAACUGCCUUGUUUUCUGUCAUGUGCUAUAAUGUUCUUUGUGAUAAAUAUGCGACCCGGCAGUUAUACGGCUACUGUCCGUCUUGGGCACUAAAUUGGGACUACAGGAAAAAGGCCAUUAUUCAAGAAAUUUUGAGCUGCAAUGCUGAUAUCAUAAGUCUUCAGGAGGUUGAAACAGAACAGUAUUACAGUUUUUUUCUGGUAGAACUGAAAGAACGUGGCUAUAAUGGAUUCUUUAGUCCUAAGUCUAGAGCUCGGACAAUGUCAGAACAAGAGAGAAAACAUGUCGAUGGCUGUGCAAUAUUCUUCAAGACAGAAAAAUUUACUUUGGUUCAGAAACACACUGUUGAAUUUAAUCAGCUAGCAAUGGCAAAUUCAGAAGGGUCUGAAGCUAUGCUGAACAGAGUCAUGACAAAAGAUAACAUUGGAGUUGCAGUACUGCUAGAACUUCGAAAGGAAUUGAUUGAAAUGUCAUCUGGAAAGCCACAUCUUGGAACAGAAAAACAACUUAUUCUUGUGGCUAAUGCUCAUAUGCAUUGGGACCCUGAAUACUCUGAUGUGAAGUUGGUUCAAACUAUGAUGUUCCUCUCAGAAGUGAAGAACAUUAUUGAUAAAGCCUCACGAAACCUCCAGUCCAGUGUAGUGGGAGAAUUUGGAACUAUUCCACUGGUGUUAUGUGCAGAUCUUAAUUCUUUGCCGGAUUCUGGUGUUGUAGAGUAUUUAAGCACCGGUGGAGUAGAAACAAAUCAUAAAGACUUUAAGGAACUGAGAUAUAAUGAAAGUCUUACAAACUUCAGCUGUAAUGGGAAAAACGGGACAACCAAUGGAAGGAUCACGCAUGGUUUCAAGUUAAAGAGUGCCUAUGAGAGUGGCCUGAUGCCUUACACAAAUUACACGUUCGAUUUCAAGGGUAUCAUUGACUACAUCUUCUAUUCAAAACCUCAGCUGAACACUUUAGGCAUCCUGGGACCUCUGGACCACCAUUGGCUAGUUGAGAAUAAUAUCAGUGGCUGCCCACACCCACUCAUCCCCUCCGACCACUUCUCACUUUUUGCACAACUGGAGCUCUUACUGCCUUUCCUGCCCCACGUUAACGGCAUUCACCUUCCUGGCAGGAGGUAG
This is a messenger RNA of Leptonychotes weddellii (Weddell seal), 1359 nucleotides long. Lineage: Eukaryota; Metazoa; Chordata; Mammalia; Carnivora; Phocidae. The record is from RefSeq and is a predicted model, not a curated record.